Acaulospora morrowiae is the source of this 179-nucleotide messenger RNA. The record is from the annotation of a GenBank genome assembly. Lineage: Eukaryota; Fungi; Glomeromycota; Glomeromycetes; Diversisporales; Acaulosporaceae.
AUGGCGUCUCUCCAACGUCGUUUUACUUUAAUUUUUGCACUCUCUAUUCUACUCAUCUUCAUAAUUUUACCUAAUGUACAAGCCUGGGAGAUGGAGGAUCACGAGAUUUUCGAGCUGGUUGAUCGGUUAACAAUGACUGAAGGAGAAGACGUUACAUUUUAUUCAUUUCUCAAUGUUGA